Molecule: messenger RNA, 4911 nt
Organism: Elephantulus edwardii (Cape elephant shrew)
Lineage: Eukaryota; Metazoa; Chordata; Mammalia; Macroscelidea; Macroscelididae
Gene: BAZ1B
Product: bromodomain adjacent to zinc finger domain, 1B
Exons: 19
Coding region: 158-4321 (1387 amino acids)
Biological process (GO): chromatin remodeling
Cellular component (GO): WICH complex
Molecular function (GO): protein binding; histone H2AXY142 kinase activity
Source: RefSeq, a predicted model, not a curated record
UGAAGCCAGGCUGGAGAGGUACAGUGAACGCAUUUGGACUUGUAAGAGUACCGGAAGCAGCCAGCUAACACACAAGGAGGCCUGGGAGGAGGAACAGGAAGUUGCUGAACUUUUGAAGGAGGAGUUCCCUGCUUGGUAUGAAAAACUUGUUCUGGAAAUGGUUCACCACAAUACAGCAUCUUUGGAGAAGCUAGUGGAUAGUGCCUGGAUGGAAAUCAUGACCAAAUACGCUGUGGGAGAGGAGUGUGAUUUUGAGGUUGGGAAGGAAAAAAUGCUUAAGGUGAAGAUUGUGAAGAUUCAUCCUUUGGAGAAAGUGGAUGAAGAAGCCACUGAUAAGAAAUCUGAUGGUUCUUGUGAUUCUCCAUCAAGUGAUAAAGAGAAUUCCAGUCAGAUUGCUCAGGACCAUCAGAAGAAAGAGGUUAUAAAAGAAGAUGAGGGAAGGAGAGAAAGUCUAAAUGAUAGAGCACGCAGAUCCCCACGAAAACUCCCUACUUCACUUAAAAAAGGAGAAAGAAGGUGGGCUCCUCCAAAAUUUCUGCCUCACAAAUACGAUGUGAAGCUUCAAAAUGAAGACAAGAUCAUCAGCAACGUCCCCGCAGACAGUUUGAUUCGCACAGAGCGUCCACCAAACAAGGAAAUCCUGCGGUAUUUCAUACGGCAUAAUGCAUUACGUGCUGGGACUGGCGAAAACGCACCCUGGGUGGUAGAAGACGAAUUAGUCAAGAAGUAUUCCCUGCCUAGCAAGUUUAGUGACUUUUUACUUGAUCCGUACAAGUACAUGACUCUCAAUCCUUCUACCAAGAGGAAAAAUACUGGAUCCCCAGACCGGAAGCCCUCAAAGAAAACCAAAACUGACACCUCUUCUCUCACUUCACCACUAAAUCCUAAGUUAUGGUGCCAUGUGCACUUGAAGAAAUCUUUGAAUACUUCUCCUCUCAAAGUAAAGAACUCAAAGAAUUCCAAAUCUCCAGAAGACCAUCUAGAGGAAGUGAUGAAGAUGAUGUCACCCAACAAACUCCACACUAACUUUCACAUUCCGAAGAAAGGCCCAGCUGCUAAGAAGCCAGGGAAGCACAGUGACAAACCUUUGAAGGCAAAGGGCAGAAGCAAAGGUAUUCUGAAUGGACAGAAAUCCACAGGGAAUUCCAAAUCUCCCAAAAAGGGGUUGAAGACUCCUAAAACCAAAAUGAAGCAAAUGACUUUGUUGGAUAUGGCCAAAGGUACUCAGAAAAUGACACGAGCCCCACGGAAUUCUGGGGGUACACCUAGAUCUUCUAAUAAGCCUCAUAAACAUCUGCCUCCUGCUGCGCUCCACCUCAUUGCCUACUACAAAGAAAACAAAGACAGGGAGGACAAGAAGACCGCCCUGUCCUGUGUUAUCUCCAAAACAGCUCGUCUUCUGUCCAAUGAAGACAGAGCUCGUCUCCCGGAAGAACUUCGAAAUCUUGUUCAGAAGCGCUAUGAGCUUCUAGAGCACAAAAAGAAAUGGGCCUCCAUGUCUGAAGAGCAGCGCAAGGAAUAUCUGAAAAAGAAACGAGAGGAGCUGAAAGAGAGGUUGAAGGAGAAAGCCAAAGAGCGGAGAGAGAAAGAAAUGCUUGAGAGGCUCGAAAAGCAGAAGCGGUUUGAGGACCAAGAGUUGCCUGGCAGAAACCUUCCGGCAUUCCGACUGGUAGAUACUCCCGAAGGGCUGCCCAACACCCUCUUUGGGGAUGUGGCCAUGGUGGUGGAAUUCCUGAGCUGUUACUCUGGACUGCUCCUCCCAGAUGCUCAGUAUCCUAUUACUGCUGUGUCUCUUAUGGAAGCCUUGAGUUCAGAUAAAGGUGGCUUUUUAUAUUUGAAUAGGGUAUUGGUCAUCCUCUUGCAGACCUUAUUACAAGAUGAAAUAGCAGAGGACUACGGUGAACUGGGAAUGAAGCUGUCAGAAAUCCCACUGACUCUGCAUUCUGUUUCAGAGCUGGUGCGGCUCUGCUUGCGUAAAUCUGAUGUUCAGGAGGAAAGCGAGGGUUCAGACACAGAUGACAAAGAUUCGGCACCAUUUGAGGACAAUGAAGUACAAGAUGAGUUUCUGGAGAAGUUGGAAACAUCUGAAUUUUUUGAGCUAACAUCAGAGGAGAAGCUGCAGAUUUUGACUGCCCUCUGCCACCGUAUUCUUAUGACUUACUCAGUGCAAGACCACAUGGAAACUAGACAGCAGAUGUCUGCAGAACUGUGGAAGGAACGGCUAGCUGUGUUGAAGGAAGAAAAUGAUAAGAAGAGAGCAGAGAAACAGAAACGGAAAGAACUGGAGGCCAGGAAUAAGGAAAAUGGAAAAGAGGAGAAUGGGUUAGGAAAAACUGAUCGGAAAAAAGAAAUUGUGAAAUUUGAACCCCAAGUAGAUAUGGAAGCUGAAGACAUGAUUAGUGCUGUGAAGAGCAGAAGGCUGAUGGCCAUUCAGGCCAAGAAGGAACGAGAAAUCCAAGAGAGAGAAUUGAAAGUGAAGUUAGAACGAGAGGCUGAAGAAGAACGAAUACGGAAACACAAAGCAGCGGCCGAGAAGGCUUUCCAAGAAGGAAUUGCGAAAGCAAAACUGGUCAUGAGGCGCACUCCUAUUGGGACAGAUAGAAACCAUAAUAGAUACUGGCUCUUCUCAGAUGAAGUUCCAGGAUUGUUCAUUGAAAAAGGAUGGGUCCAUGACAGUAUUGACUACCGAUUCAGUCAUCACCGGAAAAGCCACUUGGAUUCUCCAGACGAAGAUUACUAUCCCCGAAGUAAGAAAGCAAAUGUCGGCAAAAAUGCAAACAUGAAUACCCAGCAUGGGCCAGCAGGAGAGACUGCUGUGGAGAAUACCAUACCCAAACAAGGACAGAACCUAUGGUUUUUGUGUGAUAGUCAAAAGGAACUGGAUGAGUUACUAAACUGCCUCCAUCCUCAGGGAAUAAGAGAAAGUCAACUUAAGGAGAGAUUAGAGAAGAGGUACCAGGAUAUUAUUCACUCCAUCCAUUUGGCCCGGAAGCCAAAUUUGGGCCUGAAGUCCUGUGAUGGUAAUCAGGAGCUCUUGAACUUUCUGAGAAGUGAUCUCAUUGAGGUUGCAACAAGGUUACAAAAGGGAGGACUUGGCUAUGUGGAAGAAACAUCUGAAUUCGAGGCUCGGGUUGUAUCAUUAGAAAAACUGAAGGAUUUUGGUGAGUGUGUGAUUGCCCUUCAGGCCAGUGUCAUAAAGAAAUUUCUCCAAGGCUUCAUGGCUCCCAAGCAAAAGAGAAGAAAACCCCAAAGCGAAGAUUCAUCAAAGACUGAGGAGGUGGAUGAAGAGAAAAAAAUAGCAGAGGAAGCAAAGGUUGCAUCCGCUCUAGAAAAAUGGAAGUCGGCGAUCCGAGAAGCUCAGACCUUUUCGAGAAUGCACGUUCUGCUCGGGAUGCUCGAUGCCUGUAUCAAGUGGGAUAUGUCAGCAGAAAAUGCACGAUGCAAAGUUUGCCGCAAGAAAGGUGAGGAUGACAAACUGAUCCUGUGUGACGAAUGUAACAAAGCCUUCCACCUGUUCUGUCUGAGGCCGGCCCUCUAUGAAGUACCAGAUGGCGAGUGGCAGUGCCCAGCUUGCCAGCCUGCUACCGCUAGGCGCAACUCUCGUGGCAGGAAUUACACUGAGGAAUCCACCUCUGAGGACAGUGAAGAUGACCAAAGUGACACGGAGGAGGAGGAGGAGGAGGAGGAGGAUUAUGAGGUAGCAGGGUUGCGAUUGAGACCGCGAAAGACUGUUCGAGGCAAGCAGGGUGUCAUCCCUCCCGUGGCAAGGCCUGGUCGACGCCCAGGGAAGAAGUCCCAGCCAGCCAGGAGGACCCGCCAGAAGGCACCACCUGUGGACGAUGCCGAGGUUGAGGAGCUGAUGCUUCAAACCAAGCGGAGCUCCCGGAGGCAAAGCCUAGAGCUGCAGAAAUGUGAAGAGAUCCUCCACAAGAUCGUCAAGUUCCGCUUCAGCUGGCCUUUCAGGGAGCCUGUGACCAGAGACGAGGCCGAAGACUACUACGAUGUCAUCUCCCAUCCCAUGGACUUUCAGACAAUGCAGAACAAGUGUUCCUGCGGGAGCUACCGCUCUGUGCAGGAGUUUCUCACCGACAUGAAGCAAGUGUUUACCAAUGCCGAGCUCUACAAUUGCCGCGGCAGCCACGUCCUCAACUGCAUGGUGAAGACAGAACAGUGUGUGGUGGCUCUGGUGCAUAAACACCUUCCCAGUCACCCGUAUGUCCGCAGGAAACGCAAGAAGUUUCCUGACCGGCUGCCUGAAGAUGAAGGGGACAGUGACCCAGAGCCCACUGGGCAGUCCAGGGCACGAAGACAGAAGAAGUAGAGGCAGGACCCCGGUGUCGGUGUCCUGAAGGCCGUAGAGCUCUGUAGUCACCAGCAUCAUGAAACACUUGUAGUCUUUUGAGUUGAUCUUGGCAGAGUGAAGGGUCGUUUCCGGAGCCAUUCCUGAGUCCCCCGCCCCUUCUUUGUGACACCCCCCUCUCCACCUCACCCGCCCCCUAAAAAAAAACCACCACAAAAUAAAAACGAAGGCACUUCACUUUUAGAGAGACUGAGGUCCUGCUUACAAUCAUGCACAGAACUUUUCCUUUGAUGGAUCUGGCCAGAGGGGUGUUGGAGCUCAGCCCACCCACAUACCAGACAAGCUCUUGGGGAAGCAGAAGAAAAGCAGGAAGAAUUUAAAGGUUUAAUUUUUUUUUUAAAUUGACUUUUCUAGUUAUUAAAAGUUGCUUGUUUUCAGCAGUGAUAUUGUAUAAAGAACAUCUUGUAAAGUAUUUCUGUCAUCUUGCUUUGGCACAUGUACAGUACAGUUUCUAUGAGAACGUGUUUGCUUUACUUGGCCCGUCUUGUCCCCCAGCCACUCACCUCUCUCUGCUUUGGAGAAAUGGGUUGGAGACCCAUCAAGGCAGGCAG